Messenger RNA from Selaginella moellendorffii, 2049 nucleotides. RefSeq names its product polyphenol oxidase I, chloroplastic. Lineage: Eukaryota; Viridiplantae; Streptophyta; Lycopodiopsida; Selaginellales; Selaginellaceae. The transcript has 2 exons. Gene Ontology annotation, molecular function: catechol oxidase activity. The coding region runs from base 53 to 1897 and encodes 614 amino acids. The record is from RefSeq and is a predicted model, not a curated record.
UUUAAAAAGGUAUCGCUUCCCAAUGCGUUGAUAGUUGAAUCUCUCAUCCAGCAUGGAUUCGCUGCUGGGCAUGUCUUCCGCGGCACUCUCGCUCGAUCGCGUCAAGCUCAAGCACCGGAGCCGAUGCCCACUUCUGCCCAAUCGCUCCCGGGGUACGCUCAAGAUCACCGCCAAUGCCAGGAAAGAAGCCAAUGCAGCAACAGGGGAGUCUGGUAAUCCCUCUUUCCCCUCCAAGAAAGGUAGCUCCACUCCGGCCUCGAUCAUCGAUCGCCGCGAGCUCCUGGCAGGAACAAUCGCCGGCGGAGCUUCGCUCGCGGCGUCCCCUACUGGUCCCGCGCUCGCCGAGCCCGUGGGAUCGCCCACCUUCAAGCGCUGCCAGCCCGCCAACAUCGCCAACACCAACACCUUCGUGGCGUGCUGCCCGCCGAAGCCCAAGCGCGACACCAUCGACUUCAAGCCCGACACCGGCCCCAUGCGCAUCCGCCCCGCCGCCCAUCUCGUGGACGAGGACUACAUCCAGAAGUACAACGAGGCCUACGCCAAGAUGCGCGCGCUCCCCUCGGAUGAUCCCCGGAGCUUCCGGCAGCAGGCAAACGUCCACUGCGUCUACUGCAACUUCGGCUACCGCCAGGAGGGCGAUCCAAAGUCAACCCUCCAGAUCCACUUCAACUGGCUCUUCCUGCCGUGGCACCGCUGGUACCUCUACUACCACGAGAAGAUCUUGGGCAGUUUGAUCAACGAUCCAACCUUCGCGCUGCCGUUUUGGAACUGGGACAACCAGGACGGGGGGAGCUACAUCCCGGAGAUGUUUCGGCGCGAGGGCACCCCCAUCUUCGACGCCAAUCGCAACGAGGCGAACUACGCGCCCGCGCGAGUGGAUCUCGGCUACGCGCCCGGCGUCGACCCCAGCUUCGGCGAGCCCACCUACAAGACCGACGAUCAGAUCCGCCAGGACAACAUCUCCGUCAUGUACAACAACGUCGCUAAGGUCAAGCUCCAGGACGCCUUCUUCGGCGCUCCCAUAAGGAAAGGAAACAAUAAUGGUGGCGAUGGAUCCCUGGAGAAAGCCCCACACACGGCCGUGCACAUCUUUGGUGGCAGCCCCAAUAACCCCAAUGGUGAGGACCUGGGCAACUUCUACUCGGCCGGGAAGGAUCCACUCUUCUACUGCCACCACGGUAACGUGGACAGGAUGUGGGACGUGUGGAGGUCCCUGGGAAACCAGGACUUCACGGACGCCGACUACCUCAACACCGAGUUCCUCUUCUUCGAUGAGAACCAGGACCUCGUUCGCGUCAAGGUGAAAGAUUCCAUCGACAACCAGACGAAGCUCAAGUACAAGUACGCGUCCAUGCCCCAGGACAAGGUCUGGAUCAACUACAAGCCACUGCCGCUCGCAAAGACGGCCUUCGCGCAGCCCAAGAGUUCGAUCGUUGCUUCGUUGGUUCCUGGAGCUACUGCUAUGGCGGCUGAGUAUCCACUCGUGAAAUUCUCGUCCCAGAACGCCGAGCCUGUCAAGGUUGGAGCGGGCCCGCUGACGAUCACGGUGGCGCAGCCCAAAGGCAGCGCUUCGGACGAGCUCCUGGUCCUGGAAGAGAUGGUGGUUGGGAUGCAGAAUAACACUAACUUCAACGUGUUCAUCAAUCUCCCUGAGGCCAACGAGACCACCACGCUCUCCUGCGCCGAGUACGUCGGCUCUUUCUACAACAUCCCCCACUUCAUGCCCGGGAUGACCGAGUCGAGCACUCGGACCACCAACGCCCGCUUCUCCAUCAAGCCCAACGUCGAGAUCUUGGGGUUGAAGGACGCGGACAAGCUCGUUGUCACUCUGGUGCCGCGCGGGAAGGACAAGGAGAAAGUCUUCACGUUCAAGGGGGCCAGCAUCGAGUACGCUUGAUUUUUUAUGGAGCUCUAACUUUCGUUCUGUUUCAUUUGGGUUCCUGUUAUUGGAAAAAGAACACCAGAAAGCCAGCUGGCAUGGUAAAAGGAAAUCGAAAUGGUGUUACUUGAUGUUGCAAUUUCCAAUGUGAAGAUAAAGCUUUCUACGUA